AUGUUUCUUCCUACUUCACAACGUAUUACUAGUACUGAUGGUAGUGAUUAUCCACAUCGGGAAUCUAUUGCUGCACAUUAUCGUGCUAGUGCAGAAGCAAAAUCUCGCCUUCGUAUAUUAAUUUAUUUUCAUUUUCUACUUGCUUUUCUUGUUUUUUUUCAUAUUCUAACACAUCAUAUACCUCAAAUAUUAACACUAAAUGUACCACGUCCACAUUUAUGGCAAUAUAUAUGGCUCAAUAGUGUUUUAGCAUCAAUAUGUGGUCUAUUAUCACUAAAUAAAAAUCGUCUUUUUUUAAUGAAAAUCUUUUUUCAUGGUACAAUUCUAUUUGGUUUAGGUACAAUAGUGAUAACAAUUAUACUUAAUUUAAGAGAAUUAUUUAUAUUUAAAAAAUUAAAAACUAAUCAUAAAUUAGAUGAAAUUGAACCACAAACACUUCUUGGUUUUCCAUUAUUAGUACUAUGGUAUAUAUUUUUAGUAAUAACUGUGCAAAUUCAUGCAUUUAGUUUAUAUAUGGCAAAUGUUUUAUUAUAUAGUUGGCAACAACAUAAAAGUACGAAAUAUUACUAG
Rotaria sordida is the source of this 570-nucleotide messenger RNA. NCBI's taxonomy places the organism in Eukaryota, Metazoa, Rotifera, Eurotatoria, Philodinida, Philodinidae. The record is from the annotation of a GenBank genome assembly.